CGGGAUCUGGGCUCUCCACUUACAUUAUUCAUACGGAGGGUGUGACUUGUUGGCUCUUUUUCCGCCUGUAUAAAACGACAAGUUCGCUUAAAAGAAAAUACAGAUGGAGAAGGCUAGCCGACUCGCUUUGACACAGAUAGUCCCCUUAAGCCUACGUGACAACUCGCAUACUGUCCCUUUGUGACCAGCUUAUCGGCAGAAUGCCCGGUCUAUGCGUGCUUUGUCUCACUGCGGUGCUCGCUACAUUCACCCGUUUCGCGGAAACCGUGGGACCGGUGGUCCGAUGUGAGCCGUGUGACGCAGGGGCUCUCAUGCAGUGCAAACCGCUGCCAAAAGACUGCACUGAGAGGGUUCGGGAGCCCGGCUGCGGAUGCUGUCUGACUUGCGCGCUUUCCAAGGGCCAGGCGUGUGGAGUUUACACCGGGCGUUGUGGCUCCGGACUGACCUGUCAGCCCCAAACCGGGGAGACCCGACCACUGCAAGCUCUGCUAGAGGGACGGGGAGCGUGUUCCAGCAUCGCGUCCAAAAAACUCAGCACAAUCCUGCUUACGGUGCAGAAACAAGAGAAUUCAGGUGGCGAGCAGGCUGGGGCAGAAGAAGAGCAUUGUGGCAACAUCACUUCUACAAUCACCCCAUCUGCAGCAGUGAUGGGAGGUGCAGUAGGUGUGGAGGCUGGGGGAGGACACAGAGGGUCCAUAGAGACCAAGUCGCCGCAGCUCACCAGGCUGGACGUGAUUAAGAAGGAGCAGAAUAAGAAAAGUCAGAGCUACAAGGUGGAGUCAGUAUCUGGGGGACUCCACAUCGACAUACACAACUUCUCCCUAGAGAACAAGAGGGAGAAUGAGUAUGGCCCAUGCAGGAGAGAGAUGGAGAGCAUUUUGACCAGUCUUAAAAUCUCACACGUGCUCAACCCUCAAGGCUUCCGAAUCCCAAACUGUGACAAAAAAGGUUUCUACAAGAAGAAACAGUGCCGUCCAUCCAAAGGAAGAAAGCGAGGCUACUGCUGGUGUGUUGAUAAAUAUGGUGAGACUCUCCCUGGCUACGAUGGAAAAGAUAGACGGGAAGCCCUGUGCUACAGCCUGGAGAGCAAAUGAAAGGCAGAGAAAGGAUGGGGGCUUGGAGAGAAAGAAUGAGAAGAACAAAUGAGAGAGGAAUGAGAAUAACUUGAUUUUACUCCUGGCCUGCAAGAAGCACAGUCGAAAGAGAGCUGGACCUUUGUUUGACCUUAGGUCACAUGACUGCCAGGUAUGGGAUGGAGGGAGGGCAAGGGAGGGGGGUGGAAAGAAGGGAUAUUACUGAGGGAGCACAACCUAUAGGCCAAGCAUUCUGCUCAUCAUCUACAGCUACAGUGUCUGCUCUGGGCCUUGGGAACCACUGCCCCUCGCAUGAAAACAAGAUCACCUGCACUAAAGUUUUAGAGGGAGGAAGGAGGGACAUUUCCACUCUAUUUCAGGAGGACUAUGAGUGAUUGUGACCCAAGGCAACGUGUGUUGUGCGUGAGUGCGCGCGUGUGUUUUAGUGUGUUGGUGCCCAUGUAAAAGCCCUCUUUCACUAAGCUCUUGCAUCCAAACCCAAAUCCCGACCCCUUUUAUCCUCUCCUGCAGAGACUCCUCCCCCAUUCUCAGGGUCCAUAAUAAUGAAGUAAAGGCUCAUGGGUAGGCAGGUCUCUGGUCUGUUCCCUGCCAUGUCUGACGCCAUUGACCUUCCCAACUGUCUUUUUACCACCCAGCUUGCCCCACCCAAGGUGCUGCGUUACAUUAACAGGUUCUGGGGAAAGAAUGGAGAUGGUGCCCGACUACGAUGCCUUAAAACCCCACAUUGCUACCUUUGCCGCCUCUGCGUCCUUACCUUAGCCCCUCCUCACAGGUGCUCACAAAACGAUACCGCCCCGCAGCCUUGAGGUUUGGUCCAGUUGACUCUCGAGUGGCCUAGCCGAGCUGGCGGACUCCAGUCAGGAAACGGGGCCAGCGUUGCUGCGAUGACAAGCUGGUCUCUCCAUCUGCAGUCUUUCUCCCGUCAGUGGUGCGUACGACCUGGUGUAAGGUCCUUCAGACUGGGCGUGCUUGGCGAGACUGUGCUAUUCUCUCCGCCAUAGGUGCAGCUGUCCCCAGGCUCCAGCCCAAGCACAAGCACUUAAAGCACUUUAGCUACACCCAACAAACUCCCCCAUAGUGUUCCUCCCCAGCUGUUGCAUUGAAGUCAUACCUUUUCCAUAGAGACAACCAUUCGCAAGGUCGAUAGCUGUUGGAUAAAACGACAACAACCAACAAAACUUCAAGCAGUGAACAUUUCCAGCCUAGCAAACAACCCCCCUACUUCCAUUCAAGGUGAAGGGUGUUUCCUUCUUGGCAAUAUUGUUCUUAAGGAUGCGUUUAUGAUCUUAUGCCAGUUCAACUCCGUGAGCUGGACAGCACCAAAUAUGCAUUUAAGAAGCAGACUGAGGGCCCGAGUGGGGUCCUCCUAGUCAUCCUGCCGACGCUUUCACGUAUCCUGUGUCUGAAAUGGCACCAAAUUUGGAUUUGGAUGAAGACAGUAGAGAGUGCACAAUAAGCAAUCCUAGCCCAGUAGCUUGGUAGCAUGGAAUUGGCAGCACAUCCACUUUUGAAAUAAUUAACAACAACAACUUAAAAUGAAAUAAUCCACAGGUGCUACAUCCCAUUCUAUUUGAACACUUGAUUUAGGGGGAGGCACAUACAUUUUUGUUUAAGCUAUUGUCCACCCCCUUUCUUGUCCUUUGUGUGUCUUUUUAUAUAUUCUUUUCUUGGCCAGCUAUGUCUGAAUAGACGUAUGGUGCAGUACAUUAAAGUAAAAAAAGAAAAAAAAGACUUUAUUUAUCAAAGAAAGAAUCAUAAGCUGAUCCAAACUAUGUUUUUUUUUCUUAUGAACAAUUCAGUGACUUACCGAUUGUACAACAAAGUGGAAGUUGAUUCAGCUUAUUUUAGGGAAUAUAAUCACUAAUGAAUGUUUUUUUUUUUAUAUGAUUAACUCUCUUUCUUCUGGUUCUCAGCAGUGUCAUUAUAUUGUCUAGUCAGUUGCCCAGUCAGUCAACUACUCGGCCGUAGGUCUUUCUAAUAAGUGUUUCACAGACAGGGCCAGCACACACAGUGAACUGAGAUUAUCAAUGAUGAGAAUUUGAAUUAGAAUUCUAACUGACAUCCUGAAUUGACUUAACGGAGUCUGAUCCUGUGUUUAUUCCUGUGGGUCUACAGUCCAGUGGAACUCUCAGUAUGUCAGUUGGUGUCGACAAUACUUCUGUGUGCACCAAGUCAUACUGUCUUACUCCUGGUCCACUGGACAGACCCGAGAUCACCUCUUUAUCUGCUAUCUACGUGAUGUCACUUUUUUGCUGGUCACCUAAUAAUCUCUCUGUUGUUCACGGGUAAUUCUGUUUUAUUUGAUUUUUUUCGUUGUGUUCUCUUUCAAGUUUUUGCGUUUAAAGAGUUGCUAUUCUUUAAAGAAUAAAAGCUUUUCAUGUUACUAAACUAGAAAAUCACACAGCUGUUCUUUCCUUUAAGAAAGGAAAA
Messenger RNA from Esox lucius (northern pike), 3524 nucleotides. RefSeq names its product insulin-like growth factor binding protein 3 (gene igfbp3). The transcript is spliced from 4 exons. Gene Ontology annotation, cellular component: extracellular region. NCBI's taxonomy places the organism in Eukaryota, Metazoa, Chordata, Actinopteri, Esociformes, Esocidae. The coding region runs from base 201 to 1094 and encodes 297 amino acids. The record is from RefSeq and is a predicted model, not a curated record. Gene Ontology annotation, molecular function: insulin-like growth factor I binding; fibronectin binding; insulin-like growth factor II binding. Gene Ontology annotation, biological process: regulation of insulin-like growth factor receptor signaling pathway.